Molecule: messenger RNA, 1425 nt
Organism: Malassezia japonica
Lineage: Eukaryota; Fungi; Basidiomycota; Malasseziomycetes; Malasseziales; Malasseziaceae
Gene: PHB1
Product: Prohibitin-1, subunit of the prohibitin complex (Phb1p-Phb2p)
Exons: 9
Coding region: 1-1425 (474 amino acids)
Biological process (GO): mitochondrion organization
Cellular component (GO): mitochondrion; membrane
Molecular function (GO): acyltransferase activity, transferring groups other than amino-acyl groups
Source: RefSeq, a predicted model, not a curated record
AUGGCGAACGCGGCAUCCAACUUCCUUUCUAGGUUCGCAGUCCCCCUGGGUCUGAGUGCCAUUGCGGUGCAGGCGAGCCUGUACGACGUGCCGGGUGGCUACCGCGCGGUACUCUUUGACCGCUUCACGGGUGUGCAGAAGAAGCCUUCCAUGGAGGGCACGCACUUCCUCGUGCCGUGGCUGCAAAAGGCGAUCCUGUACGAUGUCCGGAUCAAGCCCAGGACCAUCUCGACUACGACGGGAUCUAAGGAUCUACAGAUGGUGACACUCUCGCUGCGUGUGCUGUCGCGCCCCGAUGUGGCGCACCUGCCGCAGAUCUACCAAUCGCUCGGCCAGGACUACGACGAGCGUGUGCUGCCUUCGAUCGGAAACGAGGUGCUGAAGGCCACCGUGGCCCAGUUCGAUGCGGCGGAGCUGAUCACCCAGCGUGAGGUCGUCAGCGCGCGGAUCCGCGAGGAUCUGCUGAACCGCGCGCGCGAGUUCAACAUUGUGCUCGAGGAUGUGUCGAUCACCCACUUGACAUUCGGCCAAGAGUUCACCAAGGCCGUGGAGCAGAAGCAGAUUGCGCAACAGGACGCCGAGCGUGCCAAGUUUGUUGUCGAAAAGGCCGAGCAGGAGCGCCAGGCCUCGGUCGUGCGUGCCGAGGGUGAGGCCGAGGCGGCCUCGCUCAUUACGCGUGCGCUGGAUAAGGCGGGCGAUGGCCUGCUGACCAUGCGCCGCAUCGAGGCGUCGCAGGACAUUGCCAAGACGCUGAGCACGGCCCGUAACGUCACCUACCUUCCCCACGGAAACAAUGUUCUGGCGGCGGUGUUGGUCGGCGAGCGCGUGGUGCUCGUGCCGUACCGCGAACAGCAUGUACCCACGUAUCAUGCGUGGAUGCAGAACGAGGCGCUGCGUGAAGCGACAGGCUCCUCGGCCCUGAGCUACGAAGAGGAAGUGGAAAUGCAAAAGUCAUGGCGCAACGACGAAGACACGGAUGACGACCGCGACGCGCUGCUCACGACCUGCCCCAUGGUCGGCGACAUUAACCUUUUCCUCAGCGAGCAGUACGACGAGAACGACGCAGAUGCGCCGCCACGCAUGGGCGGCGAGCUCAAUGUCAUGAUCGCAGAUACCGCAUACCGGCGGCAAGGGCUUGCCUCCGAGGCGCUGCGCCUCUUGUUUUACUAUGUCACAGCGCGCCCCACGCCGCUUCCCCACGGCGAGUCGCAGGGACGGUCGCCGCUGAUGCUCGAUCCUACGCACAUCUUUUCGCGCAUCCACGAGAGCAAUGCGGCGUCGCGUGCGCUCUUUGAGGACCUCGGCUUUGUCGUCGGCAAAGAGAGCAAUGUCUUUUCCGAAAUGGAGCUGCAGGUCGUCGAUGCAUCUGCCCUGAAACGGACGGCGCCGCGCGCAGUUCUAUUCUGGCCGGAAGCGGGCGUGUGA